UUCUAAUUAAUAUUCGUCUCAUUAACCCUACAAGUCAACAAGGUAGAAUUCUACAAUGUCAAGUGGCUCAAAAAUGAAUCGAUAGGAAAGGAGGAAAAGGAAAAUAAUACAGGUCUCCCUCCAAAAUUUGGGCUACCGCUGAAAACGGUACAAAUCAAAUCAACGGAUCUAAUUUGCAAUUUGGCAUCAAAUGAAAUGGCCGUAAUUUUCAGAACCAAAAAUAUGGAAAGGGAAAUUUGUCUUCCAAUUUAACUUUUUCCUGCCCCGAAGAAGAAAACAGAAAGGAAGAAUCCAUUUUUCUCUCCGCCUGUCUCCCUGGCAGUCUCCUGCUCUUCUUAUAAAUUAGCCAAACCUCCCUUCUGCCGGUCCCUACUUUUCUCUUCCACACUCUCUUCUUUCUCUGAAUCCGCCGCUGUUUCAUCGGUUUCAGUGAUCACCCUCAUCGCCGACUUUGUCCCCGCCACCUGCACUCUCUGUACGUGAUUCACUCCCUUCCCCACUCUCUCUCUCUCUCUCUCUCUCUCUCUCUCUCUCUCUCUCUCUCUCUCUCUCUGUAUCUCUCUGUUUUCACAGUAGCACACAGCAAUGCCAUUGAUUGAGUCCUGUACUGAAAUUGAGAUAGGAAAUCACAUAGAAUCUGGGAUUUGGUUUUCUGGGUUCAGAAAAAUCUCUCGCCUUUACAAAGCUUUCCAAAUACAGAAUUCUCUUUGACUUGCUUUAGAUUUUUGGUUCAGUGUCCAUACUUUCACAGAGCCCUCUAUCAAACAUUCCUUUUUUCUCCUGAUGAACACGGAUUCCCCUGUUUUGGGUUUCUGCCAAAAUCAGUUAUUGGUUUUUGUAACCCCUGAAGAAAAAUCUCAACUUCUACUUAAACUGAAGCUCCUUUCUCCAGAAAUAGUUUGGAUCACUUCACCGGUUACAAGAAUCAAUAAUUUUAUUUUAACCGAUUAUUCGUGGCAAAAGCCCUGUUUUGAGAGCCAAAAAGCUGAGAGCAAAAAAGGGCAAGGUGGCAACUUUCCUCGACAAGACCAGUUGGGAAUUUUUAGAUGGGAUCUCGACUGGAAGAACUACAAAACCCAAAAAGAAAUGAAAAGGGAAAGACAGAAUCAAACUUUUCCGCUUCGCCCCCAUCUCAUACACUCUGUUUUCCUCUCUGUAAAGUUGUUCCACUCGAUGUAAAAGGAUGAACCUGGCUUCUUCCUGCAUAUUAAUUCCUUUUGUUGCUUCUUCUUCUUCUCUUCCCCAUAGCAGGCUGUCGGCAGUUUAGGUGCCUACUGCCACUGUUCCUUCUUCCUAUUCUCUGUUUUUUAAUUGGAGCCCAUUUCCUUCUUCCAUCGGUUGCUCUGCCACUAAUUUAAUACCGACCCAACGCAACUGGUUCAAUUUUCUUUUAAUUUCUUCGAUCCAGUGAUGGGAAUCGUUUGGCAAACCAAUUUCUCCCUCUCAACACUGCAACUUGCCAUUUGAUUAUUCCCAUGGUUUUUUGUUUCCAUGCGUAGACUUUCCAGUAUCUUGGCCGACUAAGAAAUAUCUUCUCAUAUCUAAGCCUAAUUAAUCCCUUGCUCGAAAAGCAAAAUGGUAGUUAGAUUUAUAAUAAUUACCAAUGGGUUUUGCUUCUGUGUCCUUUGUCCCCCCAGGUUUCUCCGCCAGAAGAGAGCUUCAUCCGCUUCCCCUUCUCUGAUCCGCAGGUUUAUUCGGUUUAUCCCAUCAGAACACGACGAAAUGACGGCGGAGACUAUGGCCAAACCAAAGUCAGCUUGGGUCGGCGUCAGGAGAUGGUUCAAUUCACAGAGCAAAGCCGACGACGGGUUUCAUCCCGAUUACUCUUUUGUCGGAGAAGGGCAGGCUCCGGCGAGAAAGAGUAGCUCCGGCGACGACUACUAUGGUUUCUCCGAAGGACUGUUAACGGAAGCUGUCGACUGUCUCAAACCGGCGAAAAUGGGGGCCCAGUCGCCGCCGCCGGUGGAAGACUCUGUAAAACUCAAGUUGUUUGUGGGGACAUGGAACGUUGGUGGCAAAUCGCCCCACGAUGGAUUGAACUUGAAAGAUUGGUUGCGAUCCCCUUCUCCUUCUGAUAUUUACGUUCUUGGGUUCCAGGAAAUUGUACCGUUAAACGCCGGCAACGUACUGGGCCCGGAAGACAGUGGGCCGGCGACGAAAUGGCUGUCCCUAAUCAGGCAGGCACUGAACGGGACCAAGUCGGAUGAAGAGCUCUGUCAGUACUAUGCCGCCGCCGUCGAGCACAAGUGCGGAGCUUCGCCUCGCCGCCCGAGGCCCGAUCAGAUGAUGAAACAGAGGCUGAGCUUUUCCGACUUGAUCUCCAUAGAGGACGAGCUCGGAAGAGAGGAUUUCCAACGAUUUGUGGCCUUGAAUUCAAACAUGGGAUCUGAAGCCACGCCUAGCCCGAGAACGAAUCUAAGUGGCGCCGGCGACGAUGGGAGUAAGAAUCCGACGAAGCCACGGUACCGGCUGAUGGUCAGCAAACAGAUGGUCGGGAUCUUUCUUUGUGUGUGGGUUCGUGCUGAUCUGAACGAACACAUAAGCAAUUUGAAGGUCUCGUGUGUCGGUCGUGGCAUUAUGGGAUACCUUGGAAAUAAGGGCUCGAUAUCGAUAAGUAUGACGAUCUAUCAAACAACGUUUUGUUUCGUGUGCACGCAUUUAGCUUCCGGGGAAAAAGAAGGAGACGAAGUCAGAAGGAAUUCCGAUGUCUGUGAGAUAUUGAAGAAAACCAGAUUCAACAAUAACUCCUAUGGAGAUUCACUCUCUCCUGAAACCAUACUAGAUCACGACAACAUCGUUUGGCUUGGAGACUUGAACUACCGGCUUGCAACUACCCAUGUAGAAACAUGUGAAUUGCUAGAGAGGAAUGAUUGGGAAGCACUCUUAGAGAAAGAUCAGCUGAAGUUAGAGCAGAAGGCAGGGAGAAUAUUCUCAGGAUGGGAAGAAGGGAGCAUACACUUUGCUCCGACGUACAAGUACCUAAUAGAUUCCGACUACUAUGUCGCCCAGGCUUGUAAGUCGAAAGACAAGCUGCGGAUUCCGGCAUGGUGCGAUCGGAUAUUGUGGAAAGGUGAAGCAUUGAAACAGCAAUGGUAUGUUAGAGGCGAAUCCAAGUUCUCUGACCACAGACCCGUCUCCUCAUCGUUCGUGGUCAACGUGAGGGCAAAAGAAAGUAAUAUUGAAAAGAAACUUGUCAAAUCGUCAUCGUGUCGUAAACCUUCUUCCACCAGGUUUUGCCCGACAAAGUCGUCGCCGAGCACCAUUCUUCCCGGCGUGGCAAAAAUUCAGGCGGAAGAGCUGCUUGUGAUUCCGGCGACCGCCGGCACUCGGCUGUCGUUUUGUCGCCCAGUUCAUUAGCUCAUUUAGCUGGCCUUUUUUUUUUCUUUGGAGAAAAAAGAAAAAGUUAAUUAUUAUAUGGGUUUAGGCGGUGGGUCCCUGGCUGAAAUUUUAAACGGUAUAGGGGGCGGCGUGAUAGGCCUGGUGUGUUGGCUGUUCGACACGUGUGCAACGGUGAUUGAGGGUACAGUGAAAGUUGCAUGAGGUGCAAGACAGUAGAGUGAGUUUUAUUUUUAGUGUUUUCUUGUGUUGAUUAUUUUAUUCAUGUAGGAGAAGGUUUGUAGAGUUUGUGAUUUACCUUGUACAUGAGAAAAUUUCAAAAUAGUCAAAGAAGAUAAAGGCUAUAAUAUAAAUUAUAGACUUGU
This is a messenger RNA of Linum trigynum, 3701 nucleotides long. Lineage: Eukaryota; Viridiplantae; Streptophyta; Magnoliopsida; Malpighiales; Linaceae. The record is from the annotation of a GenBank genome assembly.